This is a messenger RNA of Lepus europaeus (European hare), 2265 nucleotides long. It is a transcript of the gene ADGRE2, whose product is annotated as adhesion G protein-coupled receptor E2. Gene Ontology annotation, molecular function: G protein-coupled receptor activity; calcium ion binding. NCBI's taxonomy places the organism in Eukaryota, Metazoa, Chordata, Mammalia, Lagomorpha, Leporidae. The record is from RefSeq and is a predicted model, not a curated record. Gene Ontology annotation, biological process: adenylate cyclase-activating G protein-coupled receptor signaling pathway; cell surface receptor signaling pathway. Gene Ontology annotation, cellular component: membrane.
AUGAAAAUCAGCUGUCGGAGGCUGCUGCCAGCACUGGGGGUCCUGCUGACUCUGUCGGGAGCUGGAGCCCAGGAAUCCAAGGCCUGUGCCCCAUGGUGCCCUGCGAAGUCCUUGUGUGUCAACAGCACGGCCUGUCGCUGUGAUGCAGGGUUCACGUCCACAUCGGGGGAGAUCUUCACGGAGCGCACAGACAUAUGCGAGGACAUCAACGAGUGUGCCCCACCCCGGUCCCUGUCUUGUGGGAAAUUCGCCGACUGUCAGAACGUAGACGGCAGCUACUACUGCACCUGCACCCUGGGACAUGGGCUCGUCUCCGGGGAGAAAGAGUUCAAGGAUGAGAGCCAGAACACGUGUCAAGACGUGGACGAGUGCAGCUCCGGGCAGCAUCAGUGUCACAGCUCCACCGUGUGCGUCAACACCCUGGGGUCGUAUAAGUGCCACUGCCGCCAAGGCUGGAAACCGAUUCCCGGACCCAUCAACGGCCCCAUCAACACCAUCUGCAAAGAGAUCCACCUGCCCACCUGGACCCCGCCCCAUGGUGUCCACAGCCAGACUCUCUCCGGAUUCCUUGACAAAGUCCAGGCUCUGAGCAGAGACUUCAAGCCAGUCUCAGCCAAUGUCACCAUCCAGAACCUCAUGCAAAGUGUGGAUGAGCUGCUGGCGUCGCCGGGGGACCUGCAGACCCUGCCUCACUCCCAGCAGCACUGUGUGGCCGCUCACCUGCUGGCUGACCUGGAGCAGACACUGAGAAGCCUGGGCAGGAACCUGCCCCAAGGGCCAUUCACCUCCAGUUACCCUGCAGGCACAGAACUGUCCCUGGAGGUGCAAGAGCAAGGAGUCAGGAGUGUCACCUUGAGUCAACGCCAGGCAAAGAUGCAGCUGGACUGGAAGCCUGCCUGGGAGUCUGGUGACACAGGCCCCUCUGUGGUGGGCCUGGUCUCCACUCCAGGGAUGGCCAAGUUGAUGGCUGAGGCCCCUCUGGACCUGGACCACGAGCAGGGAGAAGCUCCGUAUGAGACUCGCAAGGGCUUCCCGCAGGGGUGGCCCCCUGUCCUGCUCUCAGACGUUGUCUCGGCCUUUGUGAGCAGCAGAAACACCGAGAACCUUGGCUCCACCAUAGCCUUAACCUUCUCCCACCGUCCGGUGAUCCAGGAGCCACGGCUCUGUGUCUUCUGGGAGCAGAGUGACGGCGGAUGUGGCCACUGGGCCAGUGCGGGCUGCUGGACGGAGAGCAGCAGAGGCAACAGCACCACCUGCCGCUGUCCCCACCUCAGUAGCUUUGCCGUCCUCAUGGGAUACGAUGGUGCACAGGCACGGGACCCUGUGCUGCGCAGCGUCACGCGCGUGGGGCUGGCCCUGUCCCUCCUCUGCCUCCUGCUGGCGGCCCUCACCUUCCUGCUGUGCAGAACCAUCCAGAACACCAGCACCUCCCUGCACCUGCACCUGUCGCUCUGCCUCUUCCUGGCCCACCUCCUCUUCCUCACCGGCAUCGAUCAAACUGAGCCCAAGGUGCUGUGCGCCACUAUCGCCGGGGCCCUCCACUAUCUCUACCUGGCUUCGUUCACCUGGAUGCUGCUGGAGGGCCUGCACCUGCUCCUCACUGCCCGGAACCUCACGGUGCUCAACUACUCCAGGGGCGGCGGCAGACUCACAAAGCAGCUCCUGCUCCCGGUGGGCUGAGUGCCGGCUGUCAUCGUGGCCGUCUCGGCAGCGGCCAGGCCUCAGCUGUAUGGAACACCUGCCCGCUGCUGGCUGCACUCAGAAAAGGGAUUUCUGUGGGGCUUCCUCGGCCCCGUCUGUGCCGUGUUCUUGAUCAAUUUAGCUUUUUUCCUGACGACCCUCUGGAUUCUGCAAAGCAAGCUCUCCUCCCUCAGCAGAGACGUGUCUACCUUCCAGCACCAGAACACACGGACACUGACGUUCAAAGCCACGGCUCAGCUCGUCAUCCUGGGCUGCACGUGGGGCCUGGGCUUCCUGCAGGUGGGGCCGGCGGCCCGUGCCAUGGCCUAUCUCUUCACCGGCAUCAACACCCUGCAGGGCGUCUUCAUCUUCCUGGUCUACUGCAUCCUGAGCCAGCCGGUCCGGGAGCAGUACAGGACCUGGAUGGAAAAGAUGAGGGGAUCCAGAGGCGAGUCUGAGACGUACGUGCUGUCCAGCCGGGGGUCUGACACCUCCAGCCCCAGCACGGUGAGGUCACGCGUGGCUCCUGACACCUGCCAUCCCAUGCCCACCACACUGCAAGGCCCGGACCCUUCCAAACGCUGA